This is a messenger RNA of Trichoderma atroviride IMI 206040, 2807 nucleotides long. RefSeq lists its product as uncharacterized. NCBI's taxonomy places the organism in Eukaryota, Fungi, Ascomycota, Sordariomycetes, Hypocreales, Hypocreaceae. Gene Ontology annotation, molecular function: pseudouridine synthase activity; RNA binding. Gene Ontology annotation, cellular component: nucleus; cytoplasm. The record is from RefSeq and is a predicted model, not a curated record. Gene Ontology annotation, biological process: mRNA pseudouridine synthesis; tRNA pseudouridine synthesis.
AUGAAGCAGAUAGACGGAGACGCAGAUGCGCUCAGUAAUAGCGUUGACAUCCCAAGUGGCGCUUCUUAUCGCGCUAAGCCACAAUUUUCAUGCUGUCAAGCCACACCUUCAUUGACCCAAAAAAGGAGUCUAGGCCGCAAAAUUUGUGGAGGUGCCCCAAAAAGCUGGCCUGGUACGGCCAGAGAAGGAUUUCACUGCCGCUUCUCAACCGUCAACAAUUUGGAACUGAUUCGUGAGAGGAGAGCCAAGAUGGCGGAUCAGGGGAACUACAACAACUGGACCAAAGCUGGUUUAAUCCAGCGAGUAAAAGAACUAGAGAAGGAGUUGAGAGCGGCAUCAAACAAUGAAAUUCCUCAAGCGGCGCCUGAAGAACAGCAUCAGCAGCAAGCAGCAGAUGGAGAAUUAGUCCAGCCGGCCAAAAAGCCCAAAGGCAAGAAAAAGAUGGACCCAUCCAAGUAUUCCACCCGCUUCAUCGCCCUGAAACUAGCAUACCUGGGCAAAAACUUUGGCGGCUUCGAGUUCCAGGCUCAGGGCAACCAGCCGGCCAUUGAGGAGGAGUUGUGGAACGCCCUCACCAAGGCAUGCCUCAUCUUCCCGGAAGACGAGAAUGUGGUCAACUUUGAUUGCUGCGAGUACUCCAAGUGUGGACGGACAGAUCGCGGCGUCAGUGCCUUUGGACAAGUCAUUGGGCUGAGAGUACGGAGUAACAGGCCGUUGCCUAAGAAGCAGCCAGAGAUGGACGAGGAGGCAGAUUUGGCAAAGGAGGAGGAAGGGCAUGAGGCUGCUGGGGAUGGCCAAACUAAAAAGCAGAGCAAGCCAAAAGCACCACCAAAGCCAUUUGACGAUAUCCGCGAUGAGAUCCCUUACCCCCAUGUUCUCAACCGCCUGCUGCCCAAGGAAAUCCGCAUCCUGGCCUGGUGUCCAGCACCGCCUCCCGACUUCUCCGCCCGCUUCUCAUGUCGAGAGCGCCAGUAUCGAUACUUUUUCACACAGCCCGCCUUUGCCCCUAUGCCAUCUCUCAUCGAAGACUCAGCCGCCGCAAAGAAAGGGGAUCAAGACGAGAAGCUCAUGAAGCCGGGCUGGCUGGACAUUGAAGCCAUGCGCGACGCGGCAAAGCGGUACGAAGGCGAGCACGACUUCCGCAACCUCUGCAAGGUCGACCCAGCGAAGCAAAUCACAAACUUCAAGAGGCGCAUGUUCGAGUCGGACAUUGUCGAGGUCAAGGACGCAGCAUCAGCUUUGCCAUAUCUCAAAGCCGCUGGUUUCGCCCCGGAGAACUUGGAUCUCUCUUCCGGCGAGGCAUUCCCCAAAGUCUAUUACUUCCACGUCCGCGGCUCAGCCUUUCUAUGGCACCAAAUCCGCCACAUGGUGGCCGUGCUCUUCCUCGUCGGUCAAGGCCUUGAAAAGCCCUCGCUCAUCAGCGAGCUGCUCGACAUCGAGAAGAACCCGCGCAGACCAAACUACGUCAUGGCCGACGAAGUGCCCCUCGUGCUCUGGGACUGCAUCUUCCCGAGCGAUCUCAACGACUCCAUAGCGCCGCAACGAAAAGACGACGCCCUGAAAUGGAUCUAUGUCGGCGAGGAUGGACCCAGCGGCCGCUUUGGCCAGUUCGGCAUCAUGGACGACGCAUGGCAAAUGUGGCGUGGACGAAAGAUGGACGAGAUCCUCGCGGGCCAGCUGCUGCAGCACAUUUCGCAGCAAGGAAACAACGGCACCACUGCCGCUGCGGUGGGCAAAGCCGCACCCGGCAUCGCCAAUAGCACAAAGGUCUUUGAGGGAGGAAACAAUGGAAGGCUGAGCGGCAAGUAUCCCGGCGUGAUGAACAUGAAGCUGCUGGAGUCGGCAGACGAGCAGAAUGACAAGUAUGCGAAGCGAAAGGGGUAUGCGGACGCAGAGGACAUGAGGGCGAAGAAGGGGAUGAAGUCGAACAAGACGGAAGAGGGUGAUGCCGUCAUGGCUGAUGAGUAGAGGUAGAAAAGAAAAAAACAAGAGUGCGUUGUAUGGGGUAUAUAUAGAUUCUAACUAAUUCUAGGAUACACAUCUCUCAAAACAAAACUGGCAUGUCCUGUGCAUCUCUUCUUGGGAUACAAUCAUUUCAUUUCUCAUUGGCCAUCACUCUGUUAUCCUCUCCCCUCCCCUCAUACAAACACUCCCUCACACCCCUCCACACCGUCUCGACAAUCUUCCUCUUGGGCAACAAGCCCGGAAACACCACCACAACAUCCUCCUCUCCCUCCACCACCACAACGAGGUAAUACCGCACCUCGAAGCCCCGAAACGCCUCAUUCACCAAGAUGUCCUGAAUCUUCUCCGUCGGAAUAAACCGCGUCGCCGCGCUGGCCAGAUACGUUGCCGGGCUCUCGCUCGUCUGCACGCCCAGCCCGCGCAGCACCAGCAAACUCUCCUCCUUGUGCACCCGCAAGCUGAGCGCGUAAAAGACCGCCCCCGCGACAGGGACAAGCACAGGCAGGGUUACCGAGGCGGCAAUGCUAGCGAGGAGCUUGCCGCUGGGGGUAUCCUGGAACGUAUCGAGGAGGAAUAUUAUGCGGUCGAGGGAGAGCAGCGGCGGAAGAGACAAGGGUGAAAAGGGCGUUGGUGCUGCGCCAAAGGAGCUGCGCUCUUGGACCCAUCGCGCAUAGAUGAUGAGCAGCGUGACGAGGGAGAGGAAGAUGCGCAGGAAGAGGAGGAGCAGCCAUAGGAGGCGCAGAGGCAGCGUUUGAGGUGGGAGAGUGGUGACGGUGUAUUCGGCGGUUGUGGGAGAAGGGCGGCGGAUGCGCAGACGAGGGGCGGUGGUGAGCAUGGCCGAA